Messenger RNA from Talaromyces rugulosus, 1731 nucleotides. RefSeq lists its product as uncharacterized. NCBI's taxonomy places the organism in Eukaryota, Fungi, Ascomycota, Eurotiomycetes, Eurotiales, Trichocomaceae. The record is from RefSeq and is a predicted model, not a curated record. The coding region runs from base 1 to 1731 and encodes 576 amino acids. Gene Ontology annotation, molecular function: protein binding. The transcript is spliced from 2 exons.
AUGGCGUCGCAGGGCUCGAAUCGAUCAUUUUGCAAUCGACACCGACCAGAUCUACCGCGCCAGAGGCUAGCAGAUGAAGCGUCAAUAGAAGAAACACGGCGUGAACUCAAAGGCCUUCCCCCAAGUAGCCAACAAGCGAUAGACUCUACUUGGAUCUUUUUCUCGAAUGCUUCGGAAAAGGAGCGCAACCUUAUUAUUGAUGGCAUAUUAGCAAAAUGUUGUUUUUCACAAUUAUCACACAUUUCGACAUCUAUCAAGGCGCUUAUCCGGAUAGAUUUCUUCACCGUCUUACCGACGGAGAUAUCAUAUCGUAUUCUUCAGUAUCUCGACGCCACAACUUUGUGUAAAGCCGCCCAGGUCAGUAAGCUUUGGAAAAAAUUAGCUGAUGACGACGUCCUAUGGCAUCGGAUGUGUCAGCAACAUAUCAACAAGAAAUGCACGAGAUGCGGAUGGAGUCUUCCUAUGUUACAGAAGAAACAGCAACGGCCCUUGAAAUGGUCCACUGAGAAUUCAAAUUCAAGCAACUCCAAUCUCGAAGAUUGGGGCGCAUCUCUCGGGGGAGUAGACGAGUUGAAGACGGAAGUAAACGUGUCCUGUGGCCAUGAUGACGCUUCCGCAAACCCUCCUACGAAGAGACGGCGUACGAUAUCUCACCAAGCUAAUACCUCAUACGCCCGGCCAUGGAAGGAGGUUUACAAGGAGAGGCUUAUGGUUGGCCUGAAUUGGAGACAUGGACGGUACAAAACGACGAUAUUUAAAGGCCAUAGCGACAGUGUUAUGUGUCUUCAGAUUCGAGGCAAUUUACUAGUCACAGGGUCUUACGAUGCGUCAAUUAAACUAUGGAACCUGAACUCUGGAACUCUUAUUCGGGCCUUUCUUGGCCAUGCCGCUGGGAUUCGAGCACUGCAAUUUGGUGAUAACAAGAUUAUCAGUGGCAGCCUGGAUCAAACUAUCAAAAUUUGGAACUGGCAAACCGGCCAAUGCGUUCUUACCAUCUCCAAUCACAAUAAUGCUCUUGUUGGACUUGAUCUUGUUGGCAAUAUCCUGGCAUCGGGCUCAAUGGAUCGGACUAUAAAGAUAUGGAAUUUCGAAGAUAAAGAAUCUUUUACGCUCUGUGGUCAUAAAGACGGCGUUAAUUCUGUCCAGUUUGAUACAACCUCGCAUACUCUUAUCUCUGCCUCGGAUGAUUUUACCAUGCGUCUUUGGGAUCUUGAUACACGGCAGUGCAUUAGAGUUUUUGAAGGACACUGCGGACAAGUCCAGCAAGCCUUGUUCUCACCACCAGAGAUAGAGUAUGACCAUUUGCCAGAGCCGGAUGCCUUGGCCAGCAACUUUACUCAAAAAGAUAUGGAGUCAAUCAGAUCAAGUUAUGGCGAGGGGUUCUCUGGUCACCCUGAGCGGCCCUUGCCGCCUCUAUAUGUUAUAAGCGGGAGUCUUGACAAUACGCUUCGUCUUUGGAAUACAGCAUCUGGCGCUUGUGUGAGGGUUGAUUUCGGACAUACUGAAGGUGUGUGGGCUAUUGCAAUGGAUCACCUACGUGUUGUCUCUGGAGCGGGAGACUUUUUGACCAAGGUAUGGGAUGCGGUCACGGGUGAUUGUGUGAGAACCCUGGACGGCCAUACUGGACCAGUAACUUGUCUUGGCCUGACCGACUCGAUAAUAGCCACUGGCAGCGAUGACUGUCAGGUGAUUGUAUAUGACUUCACACCGCAGGAAAUAGCAGGAUCAUGA